AUGCUGAUGGAAAGAUUUGACCAACUCCUUAAGGAAUUGCCCUCAUUGGAGGCUCCCGGUGUAUCUGGCUCGCGUAUUAAAGAGUUGUCUAACAUUGCGACUACAGACUUUGACAAGGAAAAAGAAAGUAAGAUUAUUGCUGCACUUUAUUCUAGUUGUAAAUCUGCUGCUCCUUCACAUAAAUUAGGUACUUUGUACGUGGUUGACUCGGUAGCUAGAAAAUUAAAAGACGGGGCUGUGGCAUCAAAUGAAACUAUAGACGCAUCUGCUCCUGAUGGAACUUUUGCAUCAGCGGUGUACAAAAUCGGCCAAUUGAUUGAUAGUUUGAUGGAUGAUGCCUUGGAGUAUAUAUUGGAUCCAGUCAUCAUCAAUAAGAUUGGUAAAUUGGUUGAGAUUUGGGAAAAGAACAAGACUUUUGACUCUGAAAUAUUGAACAAGAUCAAGGAGAAACAUUUCGGGUCAACUACACCCCCUGGUUCACCUCCACGCUCCAGUGUUGAACCUAUAAAACCAAGUUCAGAACCAGGGGAUUCCAAUAGUAUUUUACUGGCCUUGGCGUCGUUGGCAAAAGGCGACACUGAUACCUCCACAACAGGGUCCAACCCCAACUCUGUUACUGCUGCCCCUUCAGCAUCGAUUCAUACAGAUGGUGCAAACUCAAACGAUACUGCUAGCUUAUUAGCAAACUUGGCCGCUGCUUCUUCUUCUUCUACUACUACUACUACUACCACUACCACUACCUCUCAACAAGGACAACAUGAACAGCCUGGUCAAACAAAUGAUCAACAAGCUAUAUUCAAUAUGUUGCAGCAAUUGCAAGGAGGACCCACCGCUCCGCCUUCAGAGCCCUCAGUUGGCACACACGCAUUAAGUGGCGGCAUUGAUGACUAUGGUUCUGGCAGGCGUGGCGGAAGUCGUGAUCAAAACAAUAACUACAAGAGAAGUAGAUCUAGAUCUCCCACACGACAGGUCAAAUCUCCUGCAGCUGCUUCGUCGGUACUUGCUUUACAGCAGAACAUUCAAAAUUUGAAGCAGCAAAAAGCUGCCGCCGCUGCAGCUGGCGGUAAUGGUUACCAAACAAACUCCCCACCACAGCAAUAUCAAGACAAUCAUAGUAGAAACAACGGUCGCCAUCAACAACAGUUCCACAAAGACCCUGCAUUUGUCCCUCCAACCGCUAUGAACACUGAGAUGAACCUUCCAGGAACACCUCAUUAUCGUCCGAGGAAUCUCGGAUUUGACCCUAGUGUACCCCAGGGAACAAUAAAGGUGUUGUCACGUACUUUAUUCAUUGGUGGUGUACCAAGAAACAUGGACGAAAGAGUUCUUGCCCAAGUUUUGAGACCGUUUGCUGAGAUUCAAUCGGUUAUUUUAAACAGUGAGAGGAAACAUGCGUUUGUUAAAGUGUACUCAAGAAAAGAAGCAGAGCAAAUCAUUACGUCUUUCAAUAAGGACCAGUCAUUACCAUUGAGAACUCGUUGGGGAGUCGGGUUCGGGCCCAGAGAAUGCUGCAAUUAUCAGCACGGAAUUUCGAUAAUUCCAAUUGAAAGAUUGACUGAUGCUGAUAGGAAUUGGGUUGUUAACGCGCAAUGGGGAGGUACUGGUGGCCAACCAAUUUCAAGUGGUAUGGUUAUUGAUGAGCCUGAUAUUGAAAUUGGAGCGGGUAUAUCCUCCAAAGCCAUGUCAAAGAAGAUGCCCACUAACUCGGCAAGGAAUGGUCCGAAAUCGAAUAGACCAGGAGAGCCAGAUGAAGAGUUUGUCAAGACGACGUUGCUCCCUAACCAACAGGUUCAAAUGAGCCACGGGUCUCUGCCUGGGUUCAAUACAUAUCAUCAGUCCUCUGUCAAUCCAUUACAAGGGUUGUUUGGAAACAGCCCUACCCAACAACAGCAACAGCCAUCGUUUCCUCAAGCUCAACAAUUUCCAUCAUAUCCACCACCACAAGGGCAAGCACAACAGCCUGUUGGAAACGGUUUCCCCUCCCUUCCUCAAAUGCCUCAAGGGGCAGGUAUGCCAACUGCAGCUCAAUUACAGAUGUUUAUGCAGAUGAUGCAGCAGCAGCAACAGCAACAGCAACAGCAGCCUCCGCGCUAG
Molecule: messenger RNA, 2094 nt
Organism: Lodderomyces theae
Lineage: Eukaryota; Fungi; Ascomycota; Pichiomycetes; Serinales; Debaryomycetaceae
Product: Nrd1 complex RNA-binding subunit
Exons: 1
Coding region: 1-2094 (697 amino acids)
Molecular function (GO): RNA binding
Source: RefSeq, a predicted model, not a curated record